GUGUGCUUCACGGCUCUUUUCGCAACGCAAUCCCCUAAAUCCCUAAACCCUGCUGCGCCUCUGCUUAUCAUCCGCCGCUGCCAGUCUUGAAGGCCGAAAACCCUCUGCCUUCUCUUUCGCACGCUAUUCUCAUCCUCUGCCCCUGCCUCAGAACUAUGGAGGACGCAGCUCCAGCUCCAUGCUGGAGCAACAUACUAAAGAGACCACCGCCCCCAAAGCCCAUCAACCAAGAUCCAAUCCCAGCUAAUGGAGUUUUCGUGGAAAGCUGCAAGUCAGCAAGAGGCAUAGCUGUGGCCGUGGUCGACGCCAACGCCAUGAUCAGCGGUGGCGAUAAGCUCACCCAUUGCGCUGACAAGUUCAUCACUGUACCCGAGGUCAUGGCCGAGGUCCGCGACCCCUCCUCCCGCCACCGAUUAUCCUUCCUCCCCUUCUCUCUCCACUCCAUGGAUCCCACUCCCGACUCCCUCAACAAAGUGAUAAAGUUUGCGAAGGCGACGGGGGAUUUACAGACACUAUCAGAUGUUGAUCUAAAACUGAUUGCAUUGACAUAUACAUUGGAGGCUCAGAUUCAUGGAAACAAAAAUAUCAGGGAUUGUCCUCCCCCUAUUCAUCUGGUCAAUGUGAAAACCUUAAACGAGAAAGACAUGCCGGGUUGGGGCUCCAAUGUCCCCAAUUUGGAAGAGUGGGAAGCGUUGGAACACGAAGUUGGAGAUGGAUCAAAUCCUUCCAAUUCCAGAAUCCUACCUUUGCAGGACUUGAAUCUAAACAUCGUGGAUGCAGUUGAUGAUGAUGAUCACAAGUCUGAGGAUGGUUCGAAAUCUAGUUCCUUGAAUCAAGAGGGAGUUGUAGAAGGUGGGAGGAGGAGAUAUUUGCCAAAAAAAAAGGAGGUAAACAUUGAAGGGAAGAAGAUGGUGGCAGAUGGAAUUGAUGCGUCUCAAGGAGAGUUUGAUGAUAAUGCUGAUGAUUGGAGGCCGGCUGUUAGUCGGAGUACUCGUAGAAGGUAUCUUAGAAGGAAAUCUAGGCUUGAAUAUUAUUCCUCAUUAGCUGAAAAGGAUGCUGAGAAGGAUGAGGUCGAAAAUGUUGUUGUUGAGGACACCAGAGGAUUAGAAAAUGGGGUUUCAGAAGGGAGUGAGAUAAAGGAGGGGGAAAACGUUGGUGAUGAAAAUCUUUCGAUGGUUUUAGAGCGAAUGAGGUUGGAAGAAGAUUCUAUGAAAGGUCUUCAAGAAGGAAAGGAGCUUGAACAUUCUGAAUCCAAGGGGCUUUGGUCUAAUGAUCCUGAAUUGGCUGUGAGCAAUGUAGCUCUUGUAGUUGAUGGAGAUGAGAUUGACAUGGGUGAUGAAGGAUUGGGUCCUGAGGAGAUGUCAAGCCAGGAUAAUGAAAGUGUUGAUGCAUCGAAUAUUGAUGAUGAUAGUGAGCAGAGCUGGAUGCUGAGAUCUUUAUCCGAGUCAAGUGUGGCCUGUGUAACUAGCGACUUUGCAAUGCAAAAUGUUCUUCUGCAGAUGGGUCUACGCUUGCUGGCACCUGGUGGAAUGCAGAUACACCAGCUGCACAGGUGGGUUCUGAAAUGCCAUGCCUGUUAUACCGUGACUACUGAGGUAGGGAGGAUUUUCUGCCCAAAAUGUGGAAAUGGUGGAACUUUACGAAAGGUAGCUGUUACAGUUGGUGAGAAUGGAGUUGUUUUGGCAGCUCGUCGGCCACGGAUUACAUUGCGGGGCACAAAAUUUUCACUGCCUUUACCCCAAGGUGGAAGGGAUGCCAUUGCCAAAAACCUCGUGUUACGUGAAGAUCAACUCCCACAAAAGCUUCUUUAUCCUAAGACAAAGAAGAAAAUAAAUAAGCAGGGAGAUGACUUCUUCACCAUGGAUGACUUUGGCGACCAUUCUGAUAAAAGAGCCCAACUGCAGCCUCCUGUAAGGAAGGCAUUAGCAGUUUUCAGUGGAAAGAGGAAUCCCAAUGAUAACCACUAUUCUCGUUCUAGGCACAAGUAGAGAGUUAGCUGAAAGUUUGUUAUUUAUGCCGUUUUGGAAAUUGUGUUGGAACUGGUUUUGGUAUUUUAGAGUCUUGUUGCCAACAAGUGGUGAAGGCCUUUUUUGACUGGAGUGAUUCCUAAUGAUCCGUCACCCUUGACCAACUCUUCUGUUAAUAUUUUACUUGAAUGCGAUCAAAAUUUUGGUCGGGUUUUUUCCUUCAUU
Molecule: messenger RNA, 2192 nt
Organism: Juglans regia (Persian walnut)
Lineage: Eukaryota; Viridiplantae; Streptophyta; Magnoliopsida; Fagales; Juglandaceae
Exons: 5
Coding region: 156-1988 (610 amino acids)
Biological process (GO): ribosomal small subunit biogenesis; maturation of SSU-rRNA
Cellular component (GO): preribosome, small subunit precursor
Molecular function (GO): RNA endonuclease activity
Source: RefSeq, a predicted model, not a curated record